This is a messenger RNA of Dalotia coriaria, 882 nucleotides long. It is a transcript of the gene Ski6, whose product is annotated as exosome complex component Ski6. Lineage: Eukaryota; Metazoa; Arthropoda; Insecta; Coleoptera; Staphylinidae. Bases 71 to 841 code for a protein of 256 amino acids. Gene Ontology annotation, cellular component: nuclear exosome (RNase complex); cytoplasmic exosome (RNase complex); nucleolus. Gene Ontology annotation, biological process: poly(A)-dependent snoRNA 3'-end processing; rRNA catabolic process; nuclear mRNA surveillance. The transcript is spliced from 2 exons. The record is from RefSeq and is a predicted model, not a curated record.
UUGUACAUUAGCAUAACCUUAAUUCAUCAGGCAUGCGGAAAAUCACAAACUUUAAAAACUAAAACACAAAAUGAGUAGAAACAAAGAAUUAUUAUCAAAAAUAGGCUUAAGAUUAGACGGAAGACGUGCAAACGAAUUACGCAGAAUAAGAUGUAAAUUAGGUGUGUUUGGUCAACCAGAUGGCAGUGCUUAUCUUGAACAAGGAUUAACAAAAGUUUUGGCUGCAGUUUAUGGACCACAUCAGGUCAGAGGGAAUAAAAGCAAAGCGCGUCAUGAUGAAUGUAUCCUCAACUGCCAAUUCUCAAUGGCAGUGUUCUCCACAUCAGAAAGAAAAAAACGUCCUCGAGGUGAUAGAAAAUCCACAGAAAUGUCUUUACAUUUACACCAAGCACUCCUCUCCGUAAUAAAAACCGAAUUAUAUCCUUGGUCACAAAUUGAUGUGUAUGUAGAAGUGUUACAUGCCGAUGGUGGAGUAUAUUCAGCCUGUGUAAAUGCAGCAACUUUAGCAUUGAUAGAUGCAGGCAUUCCACUCAAAGAAUAUGUCUGUUCAUGCACAGCCAGUUUAGCAAACAAUGAUAUACCAAUGGUAGACAUAGCACAUCAAGAAGAAAUGCUUGGUGGAGCUACACUAACUGUUGCAGCAAUGCCAAUGUCUGGAAAAAUAGUUCUCAUGGAAAUGUCUCAAAGGUUUCACAUGGAUCACCUAAGUAAAGUCAUGGAGAAAGCCCUGCAGGGAUGCAAAGAUAUAAAAGUUAUCCUAGAUCAAGCUAUUAGAGAUCAUGUAAAAGAUGUGGGAUGUUCAACUGGCUGGGCGAACACGAAUCAAAAGGUCGGUCGAUAAAAAAUUGUAUUUUUAAAAAGUGAAUAAAAUAUUUCAUUACA